CAACUCGGGCGCGCUGAUAAGAGCCGCGCGAAGAGAUAACGUGUAUCCUUUGGCGGACUUAGCAGUCGCCGAUGGGCGGAUGACAAGCGCAGAGCCUCAGCGGUUGUUAAGCACGUCGAACCCUUGCUCCUAGCCCUGCAGAGCGACGCCAGCGAAGCUGUCGUAAACGUUAUUACGGAACCACGAUGACUGCUGGAGCGACUCGGAAGAAGAUAUGCUUUCUCGCGGUCGUGCUGUGCUGUGCAGUACCUGCCGCUGCUACCUCUGCCAACUCGACCGCUGAAAAGUCGCUCACCUCAGCGAACGCGCUCGAUGAUCCAGCUGCGAACGGCACAGAGUUGGCGAAUGCGACCUGGUGCGUGGGCCACAGGCCAUCCUUCACUGUGAACAGCUCUUCUAGCGCCGUGAAUGUCAUCCUGGACGAGCCGCAGGGCGAGGAUCAGUGGACCUGUGUGUGCGCCAUCAACACGCUGCUGGCGCCCCGCAUGAAGGAGAUCGCGUGCUCGAGAGACGACUCCGUCCGGACACCACCACUGUGCCGCGGUGUGAGCGGCAGUUCCAGAACCAUCUACAUCGGAAGCCUCACGGCGGAGACCAAAUACACUGUCUGCGUGCGCUAUCUUUGCGCGGGAGAGAACGCCAGCGCUGUCGCCUGUCAGCCCACUACAACAGAACCCAUACCGAAGAGCCAGCCAGCGCCACCGACGCCAUUCGAAAUGACCGUCAGUGUCGUCGCCUCCAGCAACACGGCCAACGUGACGUGGAGCACGAGCGAAGUUGCUGCUCACGGGUUUACCGUGUCGCUGUGGAAGCCGGUCACGCACAGCGCCCAUGACCAGGAGCCCGUUAGUUUGAUCAAGACCAGAGAGCCCCACUGCGAGUUCCGUAAUCUGGAACCGUACACACUUUACAAGGUGGAAGUGAGCACCGUCGCGCCGUAUGGUGGAAUCGUAGCCAACGAAACCAUCUUCAAGACGCAGCCUGGAGUGCCCACAGCCCCACGGAACCUGCGGCUGACAGGCAUAUCCAGCACUGCGAUAAGUCUGGAGUGGUCAGCACCGCAAGGUCUACGCGGCCCCUUGUUCGGCUACACGGUCUUCUACGGACCGGCACGCGAGCAUCAGAAGCGCAGCUCUCUGGAGACGCACAACACUUCGGUGACCGUGACGCAUCUAACCCCGAACACCUUCUUUGAGGUGUACGUCAAGGCGUUUAACAAGCUGCACGACGGCACAGAGGUGGCCAGCGUUCCGGCCCGCAUCGAGGUCAAGACGAGCAUCGGCGCCCCUUCCAAGAUCCAGAACUUGCGCGUGGUUAGCCGCUCCGCGAGCACGGUGGUGGUGAGCUGGAGCGCGCCACUCAAGUCCAACGGGCCCUUGGACGGCUACGUCGUGCAUUGGUGCAACCACAGCAGCGAUGGCCACGACAACUCGAGCUACGACGACUGGAUGGCGAAACUGACCAACCACUCCGAGUGCCACACGUUGAAGUCUGCGAGGGAGACUCGUGCCACCGUCGGCCCGCUCGUCCCGGAGUCAACGUACGUGGUCGCCGUGAGCGCUUACAAUCUGCAGGCCGACCGCCACCGGUGGAUCGAGAGCAGUCCCGAGACCAUCACCGUCGAGACGUUACCAGAAGCGCCGCCCGCGCUUCGCGCCCUGGACGUGCGCAUGGUGAGCGCAGACUCGGUGGAGACCAACUGGGAGUCCCCGGCGCCUGGCGUUGUGGGCUACGUGGUCGCCUGGUGCCAGAACCAGCGCUGCUCCGAGAAGACUGUUACGGCUACGCGCCUUAUCAUCCACAACCUACACGCUGACAGCGACUACAACGUCAGUGUGGUGCCCUUCCGAAUGGACAGCCAGAACAACAAGGUGCUUGGGCCUCUCACCACCAAGCAAGUCACCGUCACUGAUAGCAUCGAUGCUGUUAUGGCCGACAGCUACCUCAUAGGGACCAUCGUGUGCUCGGUGAUCAUCACAGCAUUAGGUCUUGCCGUAUUCGUCGUCUGCCGCAGGAAGAAAGGAACGGGUCCCCAGCUUUACAAGAGGAUGAGCUCCUUGGAUAACGACGACGAUGACAUCGUUUUUAUGAAGACGGUUCCCAGGCGGACUUAAAACCUGCGGGGACAUCCGCCAAGUCUACAAGAAGAAAAAUUCUCACGUAUUCUAUGUUAUUGCACACCUCGAAUCUUCAUUCUGACCUUCAAUCACCGAAACCGGUUGCGUGAGAUCGAUUCGUAUCCGAACAAGUGACGUCGCAAGAGAGCGAUAUGUGCCGGGAUGAAAACUUAGCAAAACGCCGUGCAAAGACAGUUCGUUAAAAUAAGCUACUGUAAAAAACAAAAAAAGUAAUUGUCAACUCGUAGCAAAGACACUACUGACGCACAUGCGUCGCCCCCCCCCCCAAAAAAAAAGAAAACCUUAAAAGGUCACAAAAUAUAGAAGCGUACAUUCUCGUCAGAAUAGAAAGGUUCAAAUAACGCAAUAAUCUAUAAGGUACGAACGAAAAAGAAACAUGAACAAAAAAAAAUAA
Molecule: messenger RNA, 2532 nt
Organism: Rhipicephalus sanguineus (brown dog tick)
Lineage: Eukaryota; Metazoa; Arthropoda; Arachnida; Ixodida; Ixodidae
Product: tyrosine-protein phosphatase Lar
Exons: 9
Coding region: 186-2114 (642 amino acids)
Biological process (GO): axon guidance
Cellular component (GO): neuron projection
Molecular function (GO): transmembrane-ephrin receptor activity; protein binding
Source: RefSeq, a predicted model, not a curated record